Molecule: messenger RNA, 2230 nt
Organism: Alosa sapidissima (American shad)
Lineage: Eukaryota; Metazoa; Chordata; Actinopteri; Clupeiformes; Clupeidae
Gene: dmrt2a
Product: doublesex and mab-3 related transcription factor 2a
Exons: 4
Coding region: 255-1967 (570 amino acids)
Biological process (GO): sex differentiation; regulation of transcription by RNA polymerase II
Cellular component (GO): nucleus
Molecular function (GO): RNA polymerase II cis-regulatory region sequence-specific DNA binding; DNA-binding transcription factor activity, RNA polymerase II-specific
Source: RefSeq, a predicted model, not a curated record
AUCACAUUGAAGUGACAGCAUUAGUAAAUAUCCGCUUGUGAUCUCACAGCGUGAGUGUCAUUUGUCCCUUACUCUGCAAUAUACAUAGGGCCUUCUGCAGAAGCGGAGUUACUGGUUUCGUAAGAUUUUAAUCAUUAACCAGUCAAACACGGAUUCCAGUUGGUCAUUUUCACCAUUGUCAUUACCAGGCGACAAAGAAAGCAUCCAGAAGAUAUCGACCAUAUCAAAAUUUGGUUUAUUAAUCCUGAGCAAGUAUGACGGAUAUCACCGGUGCUGAAUAUGAAAUCGACGUAGAGACUCUGGAGGCGGAGGGCGACGAUCAAGCGGGAUUCGCGACUCUGUCGAGCGCAGGGGAGGACGACCCGGGCUCCAAAGACGAUGAAAAGUCGGGGCACGCCAACCUGUGUACAGGCGAGCAGAGGAAACUCAGUCGGACUCCGAAAUGCGCUCGCUGCAGGAACCACGGCGUGGUGUCGUGCUUAAAGGGCCACAAGAGAUUCUGUCGGUGGCGGGACUGUCAGUGCGCAAACUGUCUGCUCGUAGUGGAAAGGCAGCGUGUUAUGGCAGCUCAGGUGGCGCUCAGAAGACAGCAAGCGACAGAGGAUAAAAAGGGUAUUUCAGGAAAACAGAUACCAGCAGAAAGACGCACUAUCUAUCAGAGACACAUUCGGCCUUCGACCAUGUUGGCUAAAAGUAUUCUUGAAGGCUACAGGCCUGUUCAGUCUGACCCCUUCCUCAGCAGUAGCCCGACUCUGCCUCCUCCACUGAGCGACCGCAUGCGCAAACGACGAGCCUUCGCCGACAAAGAGCUUGAGAGCAUCAUGCUGGAGCGCGAAUACAAGGAGCGCGAGCUGCUCGAGACCGGCCAGGCCGCCUCGGCUGCUGCGUCCCUCUUCCUGCCCGGGGGCAUGGUCCACGCCGCCGAGUACAACUCCUACAAGGCGGCCUUCUCCUCGGCCGCUGCUGACCACCCCUCCGCCGCCCUGGCCCCUCCGCCCAAAGAGCUGUGCGGCUUCCUGCCCGGCUGCCUGGACCUGUCAGUGCAAUACGCCGCCGGCCCUGCCAACGUGGAACUCAUCUCGUCAAACGUGAGCGUGGCCACCACCUACCGGCAGUACCCACUGACGCCGCGCUUCCUGGUGUGGCCUCGCAGCGGAGGUGGCGGCGGCGGUGUGGGGAGCGGUGCCGGGGGCGUGAGCAGCGUCGGGGACGCCCUCCUCUAUCAGCAGUGCCUCCUCAACGCCACGGCCAUGCAGAACCUCAAGCCGGGCGCCGUGUGGGAGCCUAUGAUGAUGGCGUCGGUGGCGUCCGAGAGCCACUCGCCCGAGAGCCAGGACGCGGCGGCCUCCAAGCUGGAGGGGUCACGGGCGGCCGCCGAGCUGAGCGAGCUGCAGCAGAGCCAGACAGGAGGGGGAGGAGGAGGAGGUGGGGAGGUCAUCCAGCAGGCUAGCCUCGCCCAGGUCCACAGGGAGUGCUCGGCCUUCUCCCCGCCAAAGAGAGGCUUCAGCCAGGUCUACCAGGGUGCAUCCACACCACCACCAACAGCUAGCCACCACCACCACCACCAGCAGCAGCACCAUCAACCGCACCACCACAACCCUCACAACCCCCAUGAGCACGUCCUCAACAAGCUGAGCAAGCACAGCGCCAAGCACACACUUUCCAUGAAGCUCAACCCGUUCCACUCGCUCAUCCAGCAGACGCUGAGCGAGAAGUCUGGCGCCGGCCGAGAGCUGCGCGGACCCUGCUGCAAGGACCUGCUGGAGGAGGCCGCCAGGAAGUACCGAGAGAGCGCUGCCCUGGAUGAGCUCGGCAGCCUUAAGGCGCUCGACAGAGACAGGCUCGCCAAAGACUUCAUUGUCAAGUCGCCUAUCGGGACCAAGGUCUCGUCCAGCGAAAUGCUGUCGUUCUCGGUGGAGGCCAUACUAAAGAGACCCUCGCCCUCUCUCAAUAGAACAUCUCAGUAAGGACUUGACUAAAUAUGUCAGUUGUUUUUUUCCCCCUUGUUUGUUGUUUUGUGUGUCAUACCCAACUAUGCAAAUUGUCCUAAAACAUUUCUAUGGGAUCUUUGACUGCCUAAUGCCCAUAAUCUCUGCAGCUCUUCUAGUACUUGUGUAAAUAUUAAUGCAAUGAAAACCUAUGAUAUGCAAAAUGAGCAUGAUGUACAUCACUGUAUGAUUUAGAGUAUUUAAAUGUAUUCAUGAUGUCAAUAAACCCUUUUAUAUGUAAA